AUGGCCGGAGAAUCCUGGCUGCACGCCCUGCUCCUGCUGUCAGGCAGCACGGGGGCACAGGGCCCCAGGGCGGGAUGGCUGCAGCAGCCGCUGGACCCCUUCAACGCGUCGGACGGCCGCAUCUUCCUGCAGCGGUACUGGGUCAACGACCAGCACUGGGCUGGGCAGGACCGGCCGGUCUUCCUGCACCUGGGGGGUGAGGGCAGCCUGGGCCCUGGCUCCGUGAUGACAGGACACCCUGCCGCUCUGGCCCCGGCCUGGGGCGCCCUGGUGAUCAGUCUGGAGCAUCGGUUCUAUGGCCUCAGUGUACCUGCCGGGGGCCUGGGCCUGACCCAGCUCCGCUACUUGUCCAGCCGCCACGCAGCUCUGCGGACUCCUGCUGGAGGGCGCGCGCAACGGCAGCUACCCCGCGUCCUACCGUGGGCUGCGACGGGCGGCGCAGGCGAGCUAGUAGCCCAGCUCUGCGGACUCCUGCUGGAGGGCGCGCGCAACGGCAGCUACCCCGCGUCCUACCGUGGGCUGCGACGGGCGGCGCAGAUCGUCAGGCACAGCCUGGGGCAGAGGUGUCUCAGCUUCUCCCGGGCGCAGACUAUGAGGCAGCUGAGAGCCACGGUGCCUCCGGAGUCCGGCGUGGGCGACCGUCAGUGGCUGUACCAGACGUGUACGGAGUUUGGCUUCUAUGUCACCUGUGAGGACCCUGACUGUCCCUUUUCUGAGCUCCCAGCACUGUCCUCGCACCUGGAGCUAUGUGAGCAGGUGUUCGGGCUCUCAGCCUCAUCAGUAGCCCGAGCUGUGGUCCAGACAAACUCCCACUAUGGAGGCCAGGCCCCAGGUGCCACCCGGGUGCUGUUUGUCAAUGGAGACACUGACCCCUGGCAUGUGCUGAGCGUCACACAACCAUCGGAGACAGCCCUGCUCAUCCCGGGGGCCUCCCACUGCGCAGACAUGGCCCCUGAGAGGCCCUCAGACCCCGCCAGCCUCCGCCAGGGGCGCCUGAGUAUCUUGCAGCAGCUGCAGACCUGGCUUGGGCAGGCACAAGAAGAGAGGCACAUGGGGGUCCCAGCCUGAACCCCACACAGCACCCCUCCUUCACUGGGGGACAAAAGGAAGCUGUUUGUCUGAAGUAGGGAACCCCCGGGACCUGGGUUCAGCACCCACCCUGCACACAGCCCACUUGUGUGCAAGCCGAGUAAAGGUUAUAGAAAAACAGCACCAAUACUGGUGGUCAGUGAGUAGGGGAGCCGCUGUCUCCCUGCUGAAUGCCCAGGACAUGUGGCUUUACAGCACCCAGCCUUGCCAGCCACUUUCCCUGACUCCAGCCUCAGUUUCCAGUUCCUCCUCUGGGUGCUGCUGUAGGCCUCAAGCCCAGCCUGGCCCACUCAUAGCUGCCCCACAGCAUGUCUGUCCAGUCCCCAGUCUCUUCCUUUUUUGCUUUAGUUUUGGACGUCUGGUGUUGCUGGGUCUGUGGCUAUUCUUCUUUCCUGGCUGCUGUUUCCCUGUGCAUUGUCUUUCUAUCUGCCUGAGUGUGCCUCUUGUGCACAUCUAGUCUCUCCUCACCUCCUCUCCUCCCCUCAGCUCUCCUCUCCCACUUGCUCUGCCCAGGUCUCUGACUCUCAUGGUUGUCUCCAUGCUUCUCCUAGUGGCUCUUGCUCCCUCUUUCUCUCUGCCUGUUUCCUCCCCUCAUGCUCUCCCAGCCUCUCUGCUGUCUCCUCAUCCUUGUACGCAUUCUGUGCAGCUGUAGCACACACCACAGCUGGGUGAACCACACUGCACAGAUGUGAUACAGAGCCAGGGCAUCCAAGAGCAAGGGGCUGCAUCUGGGAGGGCUGUGCCGGCAGGGCUGGGGGAGGGCAGACCCACUCCUCAGCCACAGUUUGGAGGCUUGUUGAGGGCGUAGCCUUCAGAAGCAUCCCCUCAGGGUUCACCCUGGGCGCUGUUGUGACACAGGGCUCUGGGGACACAUAGCCGCCUCCUCAAGGUUCUGUCUCAGUUCUGUCUCCUGGGCUUCUUCCCACCCUUCCCACACCCACAUCACUUCCUGGAGCUGUGCUCUCCUCCAUCUGGAAGGGCCAGGCUUCUGCCACAGCCC
Molecule: messenger RNA, 2089 nt
Organism: Fukomys damarensis (Damara mole-rat)
Lineage: Eukaryota; Metazoa; Chordata; Mammalia; Rodentia; Bathyergidae
Gene: Prss16
Product: serine protease 16
Exons: 10
Coding region: 1-1068 (355 amino acids)
Biological process (GO): proteolysis
Cellular component (GO): lysosome; endosome
Molecular function (GO): serine-type exopeptidase activity; dipeptidyl-peptidase activity
Source: RefSeq, a predicted model, not a curated record